This is a messenger RNA of Onthophagus taurus, 1807 nucleotides long. RefSeq names its product elongation factor 1-alpha 2-like. NCBI's taxonomy places the organism in Eukaryota, Metazoa, Arthropoda, Insecta, Coleoptera, Scarabaeidae. The record is from RefSeq and is a predicted model, not a curated record. Gene Ontology annotation, molecular function: GTPase activity; translation elongation factor activity; GTP binding. Gene Ontology annotation, biological process: translational elongation.
AUACGUCCUCCCACCGUCGUAUUACCCCUUCGUACUUCCGCUCUAUCGACGGUCGGCAUCAAACCGGUCUUCUCGCCCUGCGAAGGUGCUUUUGACUACUGCUCGACGAGAUUUUAACCUUUUUUGCGAAGAAUCAAUCCUGAUUUGUUCCAAAAUAAGAUCAUCUUGACCACACAAGUUUAAGUAUUCAAACCCGACUGAAAUAAAUUCAACACCACAGAAAAACCCAAAAACCUAAAACAUGGGUAAAGAAAAAAUUCAUAUAAAUAUCGUAGUGAUUGGCCACGUAGAUUCCGGUAAAUCGACCUCGACCGGUCACCUAAUCUACAAAUGCGGUGGCAUCGAUAAACGUACCAUCGAAAAAUUCGAGAAAGAAGCUCAAGAAAUGGGAAAAGGGUCGUUCAAAUACGCUUGGGUAUUGGACAAAUUGAAAGCGGAACGCGAACGUGGCAUCACCAUCGAUAUUGCAUUAUGGAAAUUCGAGACGGCGAAAUAUUACGUGACCAUCAUAGAUGCCCCGGGACAUCGCGAUUUUAUCAAAAAUAUGAUUACCGGGACGUCUCAAGCGGAUUGUGCUGUAUUAAUCGUUGCAGCCGGAACCGGAGAAUUCGAGGCGGGGAUAUCUAAAAACGGACAAACCCGCGAACACGCUCUCUUGGCUUUUACGUUGGGAGUUAAACAAUUAAUUGUUGGAGUUAACAAGAUGGAUUCAACGGAACCGCCGUAUUCGGAAACUCGUUUUGAAGAGAUUAAGAAAGAGGUUUCGUCGUAUAUUAAGAAGAUUGGGUAUAAUCCGGCCGCGGUGGCUUUUGUUCCGAUUUCCGGUUGGCACGGCGAUAAUAUGCUGGAGCCGUCAGACAAGAUGCCGUGGUUUAAAGGGUGGGUCGUUGAAAGAAAGGAAGGUGGCAAGGCCGAGGGGAAAACGUUGAUUGAGGCUUUAGAUGCGAUUUUGCCUCCGAGUCGUCCAACGGAAAAACCGCUAAGACUUCCAUUACAGGAUGUCUACAAGAUUGGUGGAAUUGGUACAGUUCCUGUUGGUCGAGUCGAAACAGGUAUUUUAAAACCAGGAAUGGUAGUCGUUUUUGCUCCAGUUGGUCUGACCACUGAGGUGAAAUCGGUUGAGAUGCAUCACGAGGCUCUCCAAGAAGCCGUACCUGGCGACAAUGUUGGUUUCAACGUUAAAAACGUUUCCGUAAAAGAAUUACGUCGCGGAUACGUCGCUGGUGAUUCUAAAAAUGCACCUCCCAGAGGAGCCGCCGAUUUUACCGCUCAAGUAAUCGUCUUGAAUCAUCCGGGAAUGAUCGCCAACGGAUAUACUCCCGUUUUGGAUUGCCAUACGGCUCACAUUGCUUGCAAAUUUACCGAAAUCCAAGAAAAAUGCGAUCGUCGUACUGGAAAGGUAAUCGAAACAUUGCCGAAAAAUUUAAAAAGCGGAGAUGCGGCAAUUGUUAAGUUGGUUCCGUCGAAACCAAUGUGCGUUGAGUCGUUUCAAGAGUUUCCGCCAUUGGGGCGGUUUGCCGUUCGCGAUAUGCGUCAAACCGUUGCCGUUGGCGUGAUAAAGUCUGUAACGUUUAAAGAUACAACGGGGAAGGUAACGAAGGCCGCGGAAAAGGCCCAAAAGAAGAAAUAACUAGGCUUAGAACGAAGCAUGUUGUCGUCCGUGAAAGUUGAAAAAGCUUUCGAAAAGGACGUCUUCAUUAACGACCAUCGAUUACCGUUUUCUAGAUGGAUAAAGCAGAAUUAUUUUCACCGAAAGGAGUUUAGAAGGAAAAGUGAUUGUCGGCGUUCCGUCGGUGAUUUCGAAACC